AUUUUAACAUUUAUACGUGUAUACAAUAAGGAAAAGUUCAAGCAUAAUUUGUCUCAAUAUAGUUUUGUAACAAAAAUUCGAUGUAACGUGAGCUCACAUGAACGAGAAAUGAAGUUCGCGUCAAACCAUUCAUGAAACCAUUUACAAUGACAAUAGUCUAUCAUUAGCGUAAUGAGAUAGAUUACGUUUUCGUAAUUUAUCUCGUUAGAUAAGCAGCGAUACGCUUAUAAAUUUAGGCGCGAGGAUUGCACGCAACGUCAUUAAUAUCUGUGUGAAAAUCGUGGAAGCAACAUGACGCGAAUCAGUGUCGCUUUUUCGCUGUUAUGUGCUCUGUGCGGCAUAGCAUCCUCCUUUGCUUUUGUUUUCGAGGACUGCGGUUCGGAGUUAGCUAAGAUCAAUGAGGUCGAGAUUUCAAGCUGCGAUGUGUCCGAUGAGAAAUGCGUGUUAACCCGUGGCGAGGACAUACACGUAAAAGCCAAAGUUACGCCAAACACAGAUAUUACGGAAGUAAAAGUAUUUGCAUAUGGAGUGAUACUCGACGUGGCUGUACCCUUUCCCCUGAAAAAGCCUGAUGUGUGCAAAAAUCCGGAUUCCGGACUCAAAUGUCCUUUGAAAAAGGAUCAGGAGGUUAAUUAUAAAGCUACGUUCGUUGUGGAAAAGAAGACCCCUACGUUGAGCGUCGACGUUAUGUGGGAAUUUAAAAACGAGAAAGACGAGAAGAUUAUAUGCAUAAAAUUCCCGGUGAAGAUUGUAUAAGAUGUAGCUGGUACUUUUGUAGCGACUAUGACAGAUUAUUAUCGAAAUAAACACGUUACACGUUA
Temnothorax curvispinosus is the source of this 821-nucleotide messenger RNA. Its product is annotated as ecdysteroid-regulated 16 kDa protein-like. Gene Ontology annotation, biological process: intracellular cholesterol transport. The record is from RefSeq and is a predicted model, not a curated record. The transcript has 4 exons. Lineage: Eukaryota; Metazoa; Arthropoda; Insecta; Hymenoptera; Formicidae. Bases 292 to 756 code for a protein of 154 amino acids. Gene Ontology annotation, molecular function: sterol binding.